AUGGAAGUGAAGCAAGUCCAGUACACGCAGACCAACCAUGCGGAGCGAAUACUGCGGCUCGAGAAGCGGAAUGCGGACGACUCAGCGCUGAAGUCGGUAUGGAAUUCGCCCUUUCCCGGCGUGCUUGCGGGCACACCGCAGCAAGGACCUGUGCAAAUCCCGCACAAUGAAAUGUUCGAGGAUUUGGACGAGCAGGGUGAGCAGCUGCUCGGCUCUCUGCACCUGGGCCCGGCGGAAGAGGAGCCUGUCCGGCGCGGCGCCGCCUCUCGGGCAAAUAGCGUUCGCUUCGACGAGAGCGCCCUGCACGGUUCGAGCUGGGGUGGGCAGAGCAACCGACACUCGGGUGAUUUUGGCCCCAUUCGUCCAGGCAGCGGCCUCCUGAUGGAGCGGUCCCUGUCCCACAAGUCGGACGGCAGGCACAGCUCGGCAGGGCAUUCAGUACAUUCUCACCAUUCCGUCGCCUCGGGCCGCGCGAGCAGCCUCGGGCUAGACAUCAACGAUGAUGACGACUCGUCAUUCGACAUACCCGCUCCCCCGGUGUCGCUCUACGUGCUGGGAACCGUUCCGUCCAUCAUUCGCUGCUGGCUGACUACCCACUACGCGCACGACACACUCCUGUAUGCCGAUGUAUGCACGGGGUCGCAAAAGUCGAUUGUUGACUACUCGCUUCUGAAGGAAUUGGACCUGUUGGACGAGGUGGAUCACGACAUGAACGGUGUCAGUCACGCCAGACUGAACGUUUACUUGGCUGAAGCAGUCGUCACACAGCACAACAGCAGGAAUGGCACGCCCGGUGGCUCCGUUCCGUCCAUGACGGUUCUCUUCGAGGUCGUCGGUAGCGAGAACGCAUCUCAGUCGGGCGAGCAGAAGCGGAUCCGCAUCUACAUUGGCAGCGACGCUCUCAGAGCUCACUCGGCCGACGUGCUACUGUCACAGAACAAGAUGGCCCUUUACGGGAGCGAGCGCGACCGCUUGCAGGUGCCGUUCGUUCGCCCAGAAGACGAGAACAUGUUUCGCCACAUCUGCACUGCAAACAUGGCGCCUGAGAAGCCCAGGCUCAACGCCAAUGCCACUCCAUUUGUUGCGGGCGAUGGUCACCCGGCGACCAGUGAAGUGGUGAGCAACGGCGCGCGCGCAGUGCGUCAAGAAGUGAUCGCGCGCCCGCGGUCUUCGGGGAGCGACUCCCGUCCGGACCCUCACAAGCCCGCCACGGUUAGCGGGGCAUCUGACGCCGGCGGCGAGAGCGACAAGACGGGGCGGGAUGCCGCCGACGCCACCGACUCGGAGCAUGGGGGCAAAGACGGAUCGAACACAUCGGAGACGUCUCGUCGCGAGUCUUCGACGUCGACAGGCAUUUGGGGGUCCUGGCGGCAGGGCGCAGGCGCCGGGCCGGACGGCUCGCAGCGAGAGACGGGGCCUCUCAGCGGGUAUCAGCCCGCCGCGCGCAGCAGUCGCAACAUGAAGGUUCUCAAGCCGCUCAAGUCAAGCUCCACCUCUGCCCGGACUGGCGCUUCCUAUGAACCUCCCUUGCCGCCUAAGUCGGUCGAGACGCGCCGCAAGAGCCAGGUCAGCAUCAGCGGUGAUGUCGCAAGCCCUGCCAACGGGACGAACCGAUGGGAUGCGAAGCGCGCUGUCAGCUCCGGCACCGACCCCAAGAGCCAGACGAGCAAUCGAGAGUCCAACAGGAAUUCUGCAACGCUGCCAAGAUCGGCGAACCCCGUUGGCGUGGCCUCAGCCUUUUCGUGGAUGACGCCUUCGACCAAGACGACGCCGUCAAAAGCCCCAGCGGAAAGCGGUCAGUGA
Messenger RNA from Purpureocillium lilacinum, 1803 nucleotides. RefSeq lists its product as uncharacterized. The record is from RefSeq and is a predicted model, not a curated record. Lineage: Eukaryota; Fungi; Ascomycota; Sordariomycetes; Hypocreales; Ophiocordycipitaceae.